AUGAGGGCGCAGAAUUCAGUCAGGUUGCCCGUCAUAUUGCUGAUAUUUUUGCUGCAAACGUAUCAUAACUUGGAUUUGCGUGCAGAUGCUGCUGUCACGUCAUCUAUGUCAGCCGAGGCUGACAUUGACACUGAGCACACGGAUUCAUACAACAUUCGCCAUGGACGCUCAAAGGUGCGACGCUCUAACGAAAAGGAACACAACCUGUGGGUCAUGCGACCCCAAAACACGCCAACAACCAAUAAAGUUGCAAAUAGACGCAACGUUGAAGCCGCCGCAAGCACAGGUGUCAGUAAGGGCGUACGCAAAGACAGCGCAAUCGUUUCGCAAAACUUCAAAGUGGAGAGCAGUUUGGUCGGUGCCGUAAGCGCUAUCGACUACGUUGAUGAGAUGGCGCCGAAUACAGCAGAAGGCAACAAUCAAAAUUUGACGAUGCACAAGAACAACGAUAAAAUGUAUAAAGUCAAGGAGCAAAAUGAUCGAUUGAGCGGGUUUUGGAGCAGCGAACCUGUCAGCAGCAUUCAAACUGGCAAUGGGCAUUUGUUCGGCAGCGAUUAUUGGCGCAAUUCAGACGCGAACGGUACGCUAAUAAGUCCGCCGGAAAUUAGUUCGCCGCAGCGGUUAAGAAUGUUGUCACAAUCUAUGCCACAGUACCGGACACAGUCAGUUGGCGAACGAAAUUCGCAACGGGCUGAUAAACAAAAUUGGGCAAGUGCAGCACACCCCUUCCGCGCUGCGAAAGCCACCGCGUUGCCAGAAACCGGCAUCAAUGGCCUUGGUACCACUGAUGCGCCAGUCACACAUCGCAUUCGUAAACUGCAUAUGAAGAAGAUAAUGGAAAGCAUACGGAAUAACGUUGAUAAGAGUCUCGGUGUCAAGUUGACGAAAAAUCAUCAGCGCAGUCUGGUGACUGCAGAACAGCUGCAGGGUAGACCAAUGGAUGUAGCGCUCAACCAUGCGCAUGAUACGGCAACCGAUGACAACGCGUUCGACAGUGCUGACAACAGUAUGGAGGAGGGCGUUAGCCAGGAAGACAGUGGCAGUCCGCAGUGA
This is a messenger RNA of Anastrepha obliqua, 1053 nucleotides long. RefSeq lists its product as uncharacterized. Lineage: Eukaryota; Metazoa; Arthropoda; Insecta; Diptera; Tephritidae. The coding region runs from base 1 to 1053 and encodes 350 amino acids. The record is from RefSeq and is a predicted model, not a curated record. The transcript is spliced from 2 exons.